GAUUGUGUUAUGUGUAAACGAAGCAAAAGCAAAUUUCAAAUAAAACUCCAUCUGUAGUAUUUUUGCAUAGAAAAUAUGAGCGGUGAGGACAAGUACGACAAUUUAGAAGAAAGGAGAAACUUGCGUUUUCAAUAUCGUCAACUCAUCCACAACACUGAACAGAAACGACAUGAGUUAGUGCAGCCGGAAUGUAAUGCACUGCAUAAGACUUUGGGCGAAGGAGAUGAACUGUUUCAAAAUGUUUCUCACACAAGGGAAGCAGCAUUAGAUUCGCAGUUGCUUGUGCUUUUGUCAAACCUUGGUACCGAACAAGCACAACACUUGCAAACUGGUGUUGUAACAUUUGAGCCUCGAAUGUUUGCGGAGAAACUGAUAACUUUCAUGGGUGGUCGAUGUGCUGGUCAUGAAACAGAUGAGGAAGGCAAUCUGCAAGAUGUUAACCUUGAUAAUCUUGACUGGAAUAAACUUGGAAAUAUUGCAGCAAAAUCCUUUCACAGAACAACUGGUCUUGAAUUUAUGCACGGUCCAUUAUCAAUGGAUCUUCCACCUGCAAAACAACGAAAACAACCCAAGCCAAAGAGUGGUGAGAAACCUGGAGCAACAGCUAAAAUCACUCCCCAACAGUUAGAUAAAGUUGAAAACAACGAGGAGGCGACAACCAAAGAGGUGCAAAGAGUGUACGAGGCUUUAGUAAAGGCAACACCAGGAGAUGAUGAUAGAUUGUCAUUUUUUGAGUUUGUGACAAAUCCAGAUUCUUUCAGCCAAACCGUGGAAAAUAUAUUUCAUUUGUCAUUUCUAAUCAAUAAAGGAAAUGCUGCUAUUGAGUUGGAUGAAGAUGAUCUACCAGUUGUCUAUGCAACAGAUCCAUAUUCUGAAAAGGAUUAUGAAAACGAAAUCUGCCGUAAACAAGUUGUUAUGCAAUUCACAAUGGAAGAUUGGAGAGAUGUAUUAAGUACUUUUAACAUCAACACACCAAUAAUUCCAACAAGGAAAUCAAGAUACACUGAUGACAAUUCAGAGCUUGAUAUCCAAGACAUGGACCAAGGCUGAUAUGUGGUGGAUGUUGUAAUUGACAAGAAAGUUUUUUUUGAAAGUAGACAAAUUUUAAAAGGAACAAGAAGUAAUUGCUGAGUUCUAACAUGAAUUCAUCUAUUGUAUUCGAGAUUAGAGAAUGUAUAAUAUUUAAUGAACAUGAACAGUGUGUUAUAAAAUGUACCAAUUUUGAUGGUAAUGUUGAGAUUGAAAGGUUGGAUUUCAAAUGACAUGAACAAUAUUUCAUGUCAGAAACAGUGAUUGAUCACCAUUGGUAUAGCCAGACUUCACUUGCAGUAUUUAGCUUUUUCCUUAAAUACAUUUAUUUUUGUAUUUUUGUGAAGUUUUUUGUCAAACAAGAUUCUUAAAUCUUGUUCUGUUCUUGAUUGGUGAUCCUCGGUAUUCUUAAGGAAUUCACGUAUUACCUAUGACAAGAUGCAAAACAUUAUUCAUAAGUUGGAAAAUGGUUAAAUUCCUCUGCUAACAUUUCUUCUGAUGAAGAGGAAUAAUGCUAAGGAAGAACAAAAAUUCUCAGUCACAAUUACCAAAUUUCUUCCCUAUAUUAGCCUACCAAAAGUCAUUUUAAAACAGUCAGAAAAAACAAAGUUGAAAUUUGAUGUCCUUUACCAACCUUUCUUCUCAACUUCUUCACUGACAUUUCAUUAUCUGGUGCAGACUUUAGUAACUUCUUUAUAGUUGCCUCCCACUUAAAUUUAUCUAAUAUGUUUAGAAAAUAUGUAUAUUGCUUUGAAAAUGAUUAAUUAUGAGGAAGAAAUUUAAAUGAAAAAGAAAA
Messenger RNA from Xenia sp. Carnegie-2017, 1825 nucleotides. RefSeq names its product EP300-interacting inhibitor of differentiation 3-like. The transcript is spliced from 10 exons. Bases 76 to 1050 code for a protein of 324 amino acids. The record is from RefSeq and is a predicted model, not a curated record. Lineage: Eukaryota; Metazoa; Cnidaria; Anthozoa; Malacalcyonacea; Xeniidae. Gene Ontology annotation, cellular component: nucleus; Smc5-Smc6 complex. Gene Ontology annotation, biological process: DNA repair.